CGCCUCCCGGCCGUGGCGCUCUGGGGCUCCGCCGUCGACAUGGGCGCCGCCGCGUGGGCACCGCCACACCUGCUGCUGCGGGCGUCUUUCCUGCUGCUGCUGCUGUUGCUGCCGCUGCCGCUCCGCGGGCGGUCAGCGGGCUCCUGGGACCUGGCCGGUUACCUGCUCUACUGUCCCUGCAUGGGGCGCUUUGGGAACCAGGCUGAUCACUUCUUGGGCUCCCUGGCAUUUUCGAAGCUACUGAACCGCACCUUGGCUGUACCUCCAUGGAUUGAGUACCAACAUCAUAAGCCUCCUUUCACCAACCUCCAUGUGUCCUACCAAAAGUACUUCAAACUGGAGCCUCUCCAAGCCUACCAUCGUGUUGUCAGCCUGGAGGACUUCAUGGAAAAUCUGGCCCCCUCCUACUGGCCCCCUGAGAAGCGGGUGGCAUACUGCUUUGAGGUGGCAGCCCAGCGAAGUCCUGAUAAGAAGACAUGUCCCAUGAAGGAAGGAAAUCCUUUUGGGCCAUUCUGGGACCAGUUUCAUGUGAGUUUCAAUAAGUCAGAGCUGUUCACUGGCAUUUCCUUCAGCGCCUCCUAUAAAGAACAAUGGAUCCAGAGAUUUCCUGCAAAGGAGCAUCCUGUGCUUGCACUGCCCGGGGCCCCAGCACAGUUCCCUGUCCUGGAGGAGCACAGGGAGCUCCAGAAGUACAUGGUAUGGUCAGAUGAGAUGGUGAGGACGGGAGAGGCCCAGAUCAGUACCCACCUCGUCCGGCCCUAUGUGGGCAUUCAUCUGCGCAUUGGCUCCGACUGGAAGAACGCCUGUGCCAUGCUGAAGGAUGGGACUGCAGGGUCACACUUCAUGGCUUCCCCUCAGUGUGUGGGCUACAGCCGCAGCACAGCGACCCCUCUCACCAUGACCAUGUGCCUCCCCGACCUGAAGGAAAUCCAGCGGGCUGUGACGCUUUGGGUGAGAGCACUGAAUGCCAGAUCGGUCUACAUCGCCACAGACUCUGAGAGCUAUGUGUCAGAGAUCCAGCAGCUCUUCAAAGAGAAGGUGAAGGUGGUGAGCCUGAAACCCGAGGUGGCCCAAAUCGACCUGUACAUCCUCGGCCAGGCUGACCACUUCAUUGGAAACUGUGUCUCCUCGUUCACUGCCUUCGUGAAGCGGGAGCGGGACCUCCAUGGGAGGCAGUCGUCCUUCUUUGGCAUGGACAGACCCUCCCAGCUUCGGGAUGAAUUUUGAUCCCAUCUGGAGCCCCCUACCCCCAUUCCCCAACCAGGCUUGGCUGCUAAGGAUGUUCCUGGGACAGCACACCCCUUUUCUCUCCUGCCAGAGGUGGAGAACAGUACCAAGGACUUCCUGGAAGAGAAGGCAUUCCAUCCCAGGCAUUGGCUCCCAUGCUCCCCAGCCAGAGCUGCUCUGGGCUGCAUGGUCAUGCACAUACCAAGCAGCCACUUUCAGCCUGGGCUCGCCCUGCUCGGAGUGGCCUACAGUGCUCAACUUUCUCUUGAGCAGUUACUUUAUAAAGAGGAAGACUACACACACACACACACACACACACACACACACACACACAUGUAUUUUCUUGGUUGAGAGUUUGGGGGAGGAGCACAGGGGUAAGGUUAAGAUAAUCUCAUAUAGCCCAGGCUGGCCUUGAACUCCUGAUCCUUCUGCCUCUACCUCUUAAAUGCUGAGAUUACAGGAGUGUCUACCUCGACACUCAGUUGAUCUCUGUAGUUUUGAUGCAAAGCCAUGCAAGACUACCUGAAAACUCCCCUUUGUUUUUAAAAUUCAGUGGAGUCCAUUAGCACAGAUACCUAAAGUGACCUUAUAAGUGCAGACAAAGCCAAGGAGUAAGUGGGCCUAUUGGCUGCUUUUCUGGGGAUCCCCUAAAGGGCCCGCAGACUUUCCACUGCCAGGCCCAGCUACUGCCAUCCCUGGGCUCCUCUGUUGUGAGCACAGCAGGCUGGAGUUAGCAGUGAGUGGUCCAGUGCUCUGAGGAUGGGUGCGUGCUCGCACCACAGUGGCAGUGUCCGGGCCUCAGCAGCAUCACUGAGCUGCUGGUGAGGCUGACAGGGUGCACUGAAGGCUGCUGUCUCUAAGACCCUCCCAGCCUCUGCUCUGUGGUCUCAGCCCUCACGGCAGCUGUCCCCUAAGGACUGCUCACCAAGCCUCUGACACAUCCGUGCACAGAGGUCAUGUAAAGCCCCAGCUUGGGAGCAGUCUUCGCCCCUCCAGCCAGUGUGGUGAGGUCCUCCUGAUGCUCCUGCUCUCAUUUGUAAGAAGUGAAGUGACCAGGUGGUUCUAGAUUCUGCCUUGCAUGGGGGCAUUUAGAGGCUGGAGCCCCAGUGGGUGACCAUGCAGACCACCCUGACGGGCACAGCAUUUCUGAAGAGCAGGUGCUGGGCUCUAGUCUGUGGCAAGCACUGUACUGAAACUUUGACCCAGUUUCUCCCCGUAAGGGCUGAAUCUGGUGGGUUCUAAGUUUCAGGUCAGCUCGUGAGCGGUGUAAACCUGGAAUAGAACAAGAUCCCUGUGUGGCCGUUGUGGAGUUUAACUGCUGCUUAUUGCCAGGCACUGUGCUAGGGCUUUAUGGGCAUCCUCUUACUUAGUUUGCCCCCGGUAUUAUCCUUUUCUUUCUGACAAAAAAAAAAAAAAAGUGAAUAUUUAGAGACAUUUUCUCCCAGGCAAGGCCACACAGCUGUGGGUGAUAAGCUAGACCCACUGGACUCUCUGUGUUGCUUUCCCGGACCCAUUGUGCACUAAAGGACACUAGGGAAAUGAUGAGCCACCCUGCCUGCCUCUGCAUACUGCUGUUGGCUUCUGCUGCCAGCCCUAUUAGGAAGCGGCAU
This is a messenger RNA of Mus pahari (shrew mouse), 2837 nucleotides long. RefSeq names its product protein O-fucosyltransferase 1 (gene Pofut1). The transcript is spliced from 7 exons. The record is from RefSeq and is a predicted model, not a curated record. Gene Ontology annotation, biological process: regulation of Notch signaling pathway; protein O-linked glycosylation via fucose; Notch signaling pathway. Gene Ontology annotation, molecular function: peptide-O-fucosyltransferase activity. Gene Ontology annotation, cellular component: endoplasmic reticulum. Bases 40 to 1227 code for a protein of 395 amino acids. NCBI's taxonomy places the organism in Eukaryota, Metazoa, Chordata, Mammalia, Rodentia, Muridae.